ACUCCGGAGAGGCAUACAGAAAUAGUGAGGCGGUAGGAAGGAUGUCGGGCGAAAAGGAGUUGCACAGAGAGCUGGAGCAGCUGAAGAGGAAGGAGCGGGAGCGGGAAAAGGAGCUGCAAAAGGAGCUGCACCGGCUGCGGGAGAGGCAAGAGCAGCGGGAAAAGGAGCUGCAGAAGGAGGUGGACAGGCUUAGGAAGAAAGAGGCCCAGCUCGAGAAGAAGAGGAAGCCCAAGGAGGAGCCGGACAACCACGGCAAACUCGCCAAGGAGCCAAAGGACAAGCCCAAGCUCAGGCAGUCGUUUAGCGCGUCCAUUACCACGUUGGCGAGCAACACGCUCCUCCACCAUAAGCAGGACAAGCAGCAGGAACAGCAGCACAAGUAGUACCUGUACCUAUGGGGACUGCUGGAGCGAUUGGGAAGACCGGGAGGAAAGGAAGAGGGACCCGAGAGAAGAGAAAGUGGUGAAAGUUGGGAUGUCGUUGUGGCGCUGGUUUCUACAAUUAUGUUAAGUGGUACGUGUACUCGAGGAAAUCCGUUGGUUCGAUAGAAACGAGCUGGCUAAAGUUUUUUUUUUUUUUUUUUUUUUUUUUUCCCCGAGAUACAUAAAUAUAUACGUGGAGUAGUCAAGGGUCUUGUUGGCCGAUGGAGGCCAAGUGCCAUCACCAUGUGUUACGGAUAUUUAUUGCAAUAUCUUACUAAUCUUGAAGGGGAUCACCAUCGUUUUUCCAGAUUGGCCAAGAGACGAAACGAAGAGACUAACCAAAUGACGAAUCUGUUUUCGCACAGAGAUAAACAAAAAAUUUACUAGAUUCGAGAAAAUCCGUUUACUUGAUUUCUAUUGAGUAAAAACAAAUCAUUAAUUACUUGGAACUAGUACGUUUUCUUUUUCUUUUUCUUUUUUUUUUUUUUUUUUUAGUGCACCUAAGGUGUACAACAUGUAUUGUUUGUACUGUUGAUUAAAUCAUCGACUAUUACUAAUUGUACCUGUACGUAAAUAUAACAGUAACAUUAAUAAUAAUAAUCAUAUAUUUUUCUACUCUUGUUUUUUACAUUGUUUUUUGUGUACACCCAUAUGUGUAUUUAAAAAUAUAAUAAUGAUGAUAUAUUCGUAUAUCUUACGUUUUGUACAAAACUUUAACAAAGAAUAAACGACUCACCCAAAAACAAA
Molecule: messenger RNA, 1169 nt
Organism: Copidosoma floridanum
Lineage: Eukaryota; Metazoa; Arthropoda; Insecta; Hymenoptera; Encyrtidae
Source: RefSeq, a predicted model, not a curated record